Molecule: messenger RNA, 739 nt
Organism: Sclerotinia trifoliorum
Lineage: Eukaryota; Fungi; Ascomycota; Leotiomycetes; Helotiales; Sclerotiniaceae
Source: the annotation of a GenBank genome assembly
UUAAGAUUACUGCAAUCUAAUUGAGAUUUCUACCAUUUAAACCAUCUCCCUCCGAACAUUGAGACAGUAAUAAAAUACGCCCAAAAAUUACGUCCCACAAAUGACGGCUCCUACGUCCUGGACCGUCCUUCACACCUCAAUCAAUAGGAAUCUCUCAGACAAUAAAACAGAGGAUGUCCAAAAAUGGCUUGAGAUCAUCAAACCAGUUACCAAAGUUUGUCAGCCUGGACUUGAGCAUGGAGUCUGGGUACGAUUGAUCGAGCUAGGUGAAGAAGUAUGGCUUGUCACUGCUUGGGAAGCCUUUGAAGCUAUACAGCAAUUUGAGCAAUCGGAUGCUCAUAAGAAACAAUUGAACGGGAUGAAAGAGCUUUCGGAAGGAAGAGAACCAAUCGUCACGCAUGCCGGACUGUCAGGCGACUUUUGGAAUAUGUUGACGGAGUACACUGGGAUUAUGGAUGUUUAUUUUCCAGGAGAGAUAGAUGACAGAGCGAAGAAAAGGGUGGAAGAUCUGAGAGGGUUGGUUUACUUCUUUGCUCCUGGGAAGAAGUCAGGGAAAAGUGCAUACAGUGGGAGAGCGACAAAGGGAUGACUGGAUGAAUUCGUUGAGUUUGUGAGAGAGCAAGCAAGAGUUAUGAGAUAUAUGCAUUAUUGGAAUAGUAAAGAAGGGGAAGAAGAGUUCAAGACCGGAUCAGCUUGCAUAUUCAUCUUCAUUAAGACGACGCAUUGGGUAACGAACACA